AUGAGUUAAGGAAUGAAUAAUAAUUCUCAAAAUCCUCUUUUAGGCAAUUUUUAAGAUUUAGAUAUCUGCUCACUAUUUUUUAGGUAUGAUAUUCAUCUUAUUUAUAACAUACUAAUAAUUUUAAUGAUAUCCCUAUAUUAAUUUCAUAUGCUUAUUAUUAUUUAUAUUAGCUAAUAGCAACAAUAAUAAUUAUGGAAAGCAUUAUUCAACCCAGAAAUUUAAUAGCUCUAUCAAUCAUAAAUGUUUCCAAAUCUAACUUAAAGUUUAAACUUAAAUAAUUCAUCAAAAGAUGCUUUUCCUACACCUAAUAUGUUGAGUAAGUUAUUAUUUAUAUCCCUCUUACUCUUAUUUAUAUAACAUAUAUAUUUGAGUUAUUUGAACUUAUUAUCUAGAUAUGACUCCUAAUUCAAAAGCUAUUGAACUACUAUAAUUCUUUCCUAAUCCAACUCCAUUGUUUGCUUAAACUAAUUUCUUAAACACUUAUCCAUUACAAUCAAUCAAUUUUAAUCAAAAAUAAAAAAACAAUGCUGAUAAUCCUAUUACAGUUGAUGAUGAUGAACCAUAAUAAAAUCAAAAAAAAUGUUAUAAUCCACAAUGCAAAAAUGUGGGAGACAAAAAAAUUAAAUCUAAAAGAAAUGAUAUAUUAUUCUUUUGUGAUAAAUGUUCUAAAUUAUAUAAUAAAGGAAAUUAUUGCGAUUUUUGUGAAUAAGUAUUAUAUAAUCUAUUUAAGGUUUAUGGAUCAUAUGAUGAUGAGGCUGGAUGGAUUUAAUGUGACUCUUGCUAAAAAUGGGUAACAUUUUUUUAUCAAAUUCUUUUUAUUAGAAUCAUAUUAUUUGUGAAUAAAAAAAUAGAAAUUAAAAUAUUCAAAUAGAAUUUGAAACUAGUCAGUAUCAUUGUUUAACUUGUUCUAAAAACAUUAAGAAACCAAAAAUUAAUAAAAAAGUUGAAGAACCUCCUGUCUUAAAAUAACGUCCUAUUAUAGAAUAGGAAGAUUGCAGAAAUAGAGAAAAAAAUAUUACUUUUGUUGCUACCAAAGAUAAUAAAAUUUAAUAUAGUAAUCUAACUAAAUUUUUAUAAUAGCAUUUAGAUUCAAUUUAAUGGAUGAUGAAAUCAAACAAGAUUUAGAUUUGUUAAGAAAUUCAACAAAAAAAAAAUAAAAAAUUUAAUUACCCUCUCCUCCUAAAAUUUAAUAACCAACUUAAACUUAAUUGUAAUAAAUUCAAUAAGAAGUAAUAUAUAUAUUAAAUUACUUUUAAGACUUAAGAAUCCUCACUCACCAACAGAAAUUUAAGAAGAAGAAUUAAUUAAAAAAUCAAUUAUAGAGAUUUAAUUGGAGAGUAUUGA
Messenger RNA from Paramecium sonneborni, 1344 nucleotides. The record is from the annotation of a GenBank genome assembly. Lineage: Eukaryota; Ciliophora; Oligohymenophorea; Peniculida; Parameciidae.